Messenger RNA from Dracunculus medinensis (Guinea worm), 321 nucleotides. NCBI's taxonomy places the organism in Eukaryota, Metazoa, Nematoda, Chromadorea, Rhabditida, Dracunculidae. The record is from the annotation of a GenBank genome assembly.
AUGAUAGCGAAAAUAUUUUUUGUAUUUUUAAUCUCUAAAUUGAUUAAUGGUUUGCGUAUUCCCGAACCACCUGUUUUUGACGUACAACAGCAUUAUCCAUGUCUUUGCUAUUUACCUCCAGAUUCCGGUUUAUGCCCUUCUUUACAUAUGCAGCAAAAUGAUCAAUUUGAUGAUAGAAUCGAACAUCUAAUCACUCGCUAUUAUUUUGAUAUGGCGACUGAACAGUGUUAUCCAUUUGGUACGCAAUCAUGUGGUGGAAAUGCUAACCGCUUCGAGACAUUAUCUGAUUGUCAAUUGUAUUGUAAGCAACGAAAACGAUGA